UUAUGUCAGAGACUCACGUUGUUAGUUUGUGUUGGAGCUAAUGCUAGCCGUUUUCGUUAAAAUUUUUUUGCACGUUUAUUAACACUCAUUAAUAAUGAAUAAAAAAGGAAACGUGUCGUGGGUGAAACCGAGUGAACCAUCAUUCCUGCGCAAAUUCAAAAAAGACGUUGGUUUUAAAGAAGGACCAACAGUUGACACAAAGAGACAGGAACUACCAACGUGUGAUGAUGACAGUGGUGAUAGUGACCGGGAAGAUGAGAUGCCUCAGGUGGUAGUGUUGAAGAAAGGGGAUCUGACCGCAGAAGAGAUUACGGAGAUGAAAAAAGACAAAAAGAAAGAUGAACCAACUCCUGCUGAUGGGAAAAUCGUUUUUAAGAAACCUGAAAAACGUUCCUCAGACAAGUUUGAAGGCAUAACGGCGAGCUCAAGCAAGAAGAAGAAGAGCGAAAAUGAUGAGAAGAAAGAGAAGUCGUCAGGGGUGAAGGUGAAGAACAAAAGUCUGUUGUCCUUUGGUGGUAGUGAUGAAGACGAUGAAUGAUUGUGGUGUUUUAACCAUUAUUAAGCUGCUGAGUUGAAUCUCAAGCAAGCUGGCCUAAUUUUAUCUUUUCACUUUUACACAGUCAAACAAUUGAAAAACAGUUGCUCCAUGUAUAUCAGCAGUUCAGAUCCUAAUGUUACAAUAAAGUCUAAACUGAAGUAUUCUUGAAGGCUUUGAAAAGCUAGUCUGUCAUGAGGUUGGUGUAUGUUAAGAUUGUGCAUUGUAAAGACAUUAUUCUGCCAAAAGCAGAUGCAUGUAAAGCUUCUGUAAAGGAGCUGUGAGAACUUUUAACUUUUAUUUUUCAUCUCAAGUGUUAAGAUACCAAGAACUGCCAUCAUAGUUUUCUAUCUUAAAUAAAAAUGGAUACCUAUGUAACAAUU
This is a messenger RNA of Trichomycterus rosablanca, 918 nucleotides long. RefSeq names its product KIAA1143 ortholog. The record is from RefSeq and is a predicted model, not a curated record. The transcript is spliced from 3 exons. The coding region runs from base 95 to 538 and encodes 147 amino acids. NCBI's taxonomy places the organism in Eukaryota, Metazoa, Chordata, Actinopteri, Siluriformes, Trichomycteridae.